Molecule: messenger RNA, 2906 nt
Organism: Xiphophorus maculatus (southern platyfish)
Lineage: Eukaryota; Metazoa; Chordata; Actinopteri; Cyprinodontiformes; Poeciliidae
Gene: steap2
Product: STEAP2 metalloreductase
Exons: 6
Coding region: 373-1902 (509 amino acids)
Biological process (GO): copper ion import
Cellular component (GO): endosome; plasma membrane
Molecular function (GO): cupric reductase (NADH) activity; ferric-chelate reductase (NADPH) activity
Source: RefSeq, a predicted model, not a curated record
GGUGACAGUGCGCCCCUUUCUUGUCUCCUAGGGGUAAAAAUCCAGACAUGGCACUGCUUCCUGAAUACCCAGCAAAUAUCUUAAUAUCUUCCCAAGAUACUUUACACUCACGUGUCCUCGCAAUAACGGGAAAAACCUUGUUAAAGUAACAACCAUGUCUACUCCAAUAUGCGCAGGAUCUAAGCUACAAGACUGAAAUGUCCCAGCGAACGUGAACGCUUCAAAUAACGGUACAGUGCGCGGAGGUUGCAGCGGCAUCAGCAAACAGCUGCAUCUAAGCGUGGACAGUUUCAUGCACAGGGUCUCCGAGGCAGGUCUACUGGGCUGCUUCUAAACGGAAAAAUAGAAACGAAAAAGUGGAAGGAAGAAAAGAUGGAUUCCAUCUCUAUGAAAGGGUGCACAAGGAGCCCUGUGUUUCUCACAGCUUCUUCCUCACACUUCAGCCAACCACCAGCUUGCAUGUUCCACUGCAACAAACCUGCAGAUUCAGGACCUUCCUGUCUAGUCCCUACCACAGUGGCUGUCCUUGGGUCAGGUGACUUCUCCAAGAGCAUCACUAUUCGCUUACUUCGUUGUGGCUUCAAGGUGGUGAUAGGCAGCCGCCGUCCCAAACUGGCCUCUCAUUUCUUCCCACAUGUGGUUGAUGUGUCACACUAUGAGGAUGCCAUCAAGAAAGCUAACAUUCUGUUCUUGGCUAUCCAUCGAGAACACUACUCUGUGUUAUGGGACCUCAAGCAUCUCAUGGCAGGAAAAGUCCUUGUUGAUGUGAGUAACAAUCGGAGAUUGAACCAGUAUCCAGAAUCGAAUGCUGAGUAUCUGGCUUCACUGUUGCCAGACUCUGUCGUGGUUAAAGGCUUCAACAUCAUCUCUGCUUGGGCCAUGCAGCAGAGCUACCCAAAAGAUGCCAGCACCCAGGUUUUCAUCUGCAGUGACUCGAUAGAGGCUCGCCAGCUGAUCAUGGAAUUAGCACGCCAGCUCAACUUCCAGCCUGUAGAUAUGGGCCCCCUAUCUUGGUCCCGUUAUAUCGAGAAUAUCCCUGUCCAGUUAUUCCCUGGUUGGAAGGGCCCUGUCCUUGCUGCUGUUGCCCUCUCCAUCUUCUUUUUUGGUUAUUCUUUUGUACGUGAUAUAAUUCACCCAUAUGUGAAGCACAAGCAGAGUGACUUCUAUAAGAUUCCCAUAGAGAUAGUGAAUCACACCUUGCCCACUGUUGCCAUCACUCUCUUGGCCCUGGUGUACCUGGCUGGCCAGCUGGCUGCAGCACACCAGCUUUACUAUGGAACCAAGUACAAGCAGUUCCCUCAUUGGUUGGAAAGCUGGCUACAGAGCAGGAAACAACUGGGUCUGAUCAGCUUUUUCCUGGCUGCUGUCCACAUUCUCUACAGCCUCUCUCUGCCCCUGAGAAAGUCUGAGAGGUACCUGCUACUCAACACCGCCUACCAGCAGAUUCAUGCUAAUAUUGAAAAUUCAUGGAACGAGGAGGAAGUGUGGCGGGUGGAGAUGUACGUUUCCUUUGGGAUCAUGAGCUUUGGGCUCAUGUCCCUCCUGGCCAUCACCUCCAUUCCUUCUAUCAGCAACUCUCUCAACUGGCGGGAAUUCAGCUUUAUCCAGACCACUCUGGGUUACAUCGCCCUUCUCAUUGCUACUAUUCAUGGCCUGCUGUUUGGCUGGAGACGGGCUUUGGAUGAGGAUGCCUACCGCUUCUACCUACCCCCCAGCUUUGUGGUGUCCCUAGCUCUACCUGUCUGUGUCAUACUGGGAAAGGUGCUAAUGUUGCUUCCCUGUGUAGGUCACAAGCUUCACCAAAUUCGCAAGGGUCUGGACACCAGUCCCUGCAAGGCCCGGCGCCUGGAGCCGGUUGGCUCAGCAGCAAACAUUUCACCAGAGAGAGUUACCAUUAUGUGAUUUAUUCUAGUUUUUUGCUCAUUUAUGUGACUAAACACUUUGUGGUUUUAACUCUAUGAACAUACCACUGUCUUUCUCUCAGCAGUUUUGCUGACUUGUGUGCUGCGUACAUGUGACCAUGUUAGGUCUGAUGUCACAGUUUUCUCCAAGUAAAGUUAUAGCACUGAAUAACCUUCCUGUCAGUAUAAAAAGUCUUCCUCUAGUGUUUUAUCAACACAAUGCUUUCAUUCUUUUAUACUUUUAUUUGAAAUUUUACACCAAUUGGUUAAAUUCUUGUUCUCCUAAGUCUGGUAAAACAUGUUUGUGCCGAAUGUUUCCUAAUCUCCAAGAGAAGCUCUGCCAUUUUUAUGUAGUAGAAAUAAAAACAAUGAUUCAGCAGUUAGUGAAUGCUUUAAACCAUUAACAGUCCCGGUGACUCAUUGAGCCAUCCAUGUCCACUGAGGUUGAUGGCUCUUAUUUUCAAGCAUUAGCCCUGAGAAAGAAGAUGAAGUGGAGCCCGACCUUUGAAAAUCUUGCAUACAUUCUAUCACAUGCAUCACUUCAAAACCGCUUCUUCUUUUGAUGGAUCUCAACCAGUGACAUGCCAUCAUGGAAAAAUAAUAUAUAAUGACAAGAUAAUUUAUAUUGCUAUUUUCACCCUGUGGUUUGCACAGUAUUUAUUUUUCAUUUAGCUAAACCAAUUUUGAUUACAUUUUUCUUCAAAAUCACCGAAUUUUCGCAAUUGUCCAUUCAAAUCUCAGCUUCCUGCUGAUGAAGCAGCAGGAAGCUGAGCCUCAUCUUGGAUUACGCAACCUCUCUCUAACUGCACUGGCUGCCAUUUGAUGAGAGCAUCCUGUGUUCCUUCUGUGUGUAUGUUCCCAAUUAAAUGGUUAAAAACAUUUCAUAUAUAAAAUGAUUUUCCAUAAUGCAUAUGUUUGUUUUUGUGAUGAGGAGCGAUCAGAAGCGGCAGAGAACAAAUUUGAGGUGUUGUUUUAUAUAUGUUUACAUAUGUUUAACCCUAAUAA